AUGAGUGAUCCCAUGCUCAGGGAGAAGAAGUUCCUUAAGCCUGUCUUACACAUUUUGGAAGAAAGGUCACAUGAUAGGAUCAGCAUUGUCCGUCAGAUGGCUGUAAGAGGCCUGGGAAAUUUAGUCUAUGGGGCGCCUGAGAAGGUGAAAAAGCACAAGAAGUUUCUUAUGGUCAUAUUGAUCAGGGCCUUAAGUGACCCUUUCAGUUCUGAAGUCAUUGGCAAGAGCAUGAAAGCAGUGGCCAAAGUCCUGAAGGAGCUGAAAGAGAAGGACAUAGGUUCUUCCUUCAGAGACCUCACCCAACAGAUCCGGACCUACUUUGACAACGAGGAUGAUGCUCUUCAUUUAUUGGCCUUUGUCCUAUUUGGCAUCCUGGCCCGCCUGACAAAAAGAAAAUGGAAGGGCUAUUUCACCGACCAGGUUAGACAGAGCUGGGUCACACUUCUGCUGCACCUGCAAGACCCGAACCCCAAGGUUUCAAUGGAAUGCAGAGCUACGUUUCACCUCUGUGUCCCGUUUUUGGGACUGAAGAGGCUCCAAACUGCCGUGAAUGAACACCUUGAUGGCACAGCCGAGCUGAAGCCUGAAGAGCUCCAGGUGGACAUUUGCAGUCACCUUGCCAAAGAGAAUGCCAAGGUGCUGGAGAACUUGCACAAAUCACCAUCAUGUACUUCUGUAGCAGCUGGGAAGAGAUCCGGGCAGUUGCAGCCAAGUUAG
Messenger RNA from Chelonia mydas (Green sea turtle), 717 nucleotides. RefSeq names its product protein maestro-like. Gene Ontology annotation, cellular component: cytoplasm. The record is from RefSeq and is a predicted model, not a curated record. NCBI's taxonomy places the organism in Eukaryota, Metazoa, Chordata, Testudines, Cheloniidae. The transcript has 5 exons. Bases 1 to 717 code for a protein of 238 amino acids.